Molecule: messenger RNA, 1959 nt
Organism: Amphimedon queenslandica
Lineage: Eukaryota; Metazoa; Porifera; Demospongiae; Haplosclerida; Niphatidae
Exons: 10
Coding region: 150-1808 (552 amino acids)
Cellular component (GO): membrane
Source: RefSeq, a predicted model, not a curated record
AUCAUUAUUGUGCUUGCUACUGUGAUAGUUAGGAAGUCAAGAUCUGGGUCCAUUAACUUCUUUUAGAGUGGAGUGACUCAGUUACAGUUCAAGGUAAGAGGCAGGCCUACUUUUGUACAGAAGUAGAAGACACAUCAACUGAAGCAGUCAUGAAAGGACUCUUUAGUAUUGUAGCUGCUCUUUUGGCUUUUAGCUGUCAAGUUUACUGUGAUGGCCCAAUUAAUAAUAACCUUUUCUACAACUUCACUGGAUCUGAACAGCAGGAUCCUGUUCAAAUUAUCUACUUUGUAGUUGGUGUCUCUGUUGCUGGUCAAAUAGGUGACGUAUGUGCAGUUGGAGUAUCUAAUGAAACUGCUGGUAACUACUGUCAAGCAAUAUUCAAUGAUAUUUAUCCACCAGGUUUUGUGUCAGUUAACGGUUCUAUUGGUUACCCUGAUUUUUUUGAGUAUUUUUCAGAGAAUUAUAACUACAGCUACACUAAUGUCUCCUGCUCCAAUGGCUACUCUUCUUGUACUGGGAGUCAAACGAGCAACUGUACAGCUAGUGGUGGACUGCUUAGUAUACAGUGUAGUUAUAUUACCCCUGAAUGUUAUCCUGGUCAAACUGGUCUAAACAAUUAUGUCAAUGUAUCAAAUGGCCCUGGCCUCUUCACAGUGACUGGUCCUCCAACCAUUUGUGUGGAUGGAAGCUUUCUUCCUGUAUGCAGUGGUGUCUCAUUAAGUCAUAUUGAUGUCUCAAGAAUAUGCUUGUAUAGUUUAGGAAUAUCAAGUGGGUUUGUAGGGGCACCAUCAGGUGUUGUGGUUCCUCCUCUUAACUUAACAAGAGAUCUUGGUAGAGUAGUCACUGGGUUUGAAUGUACAGGAUUAACUAAUUGUACAAACACCACAAUGUAUGGAGACUGCAGUCCUAAUGGAUAUGCUACUCUUACAUGUCAGAAAGUGUGUGCUGAUUCUGAUAAUUUUACUCUAUUCAGCAAUCAAACAACUAUGGUUGAACUUAAUGGCAUUAGCUAUUACAUUGGGAUACCACAGUUCUGUGCUGGGGGAACAUAUGCCAGGGUAUGUAAUGAUGGCACUAAUUAUCCUUAUGGAUCAAUCUUCUGCAGAGGGGCUGGAUUUGCAUUUGGUAAUCUCCUUCCUUCAAAUUCAAGUCUUGCCCAGACCCUGUACAGUGGGUCUCCCCAAGGGAUAAUUUAUUUCAGUAACUUUACUUGUUCCGGCACUGAUGAAAAUUGUGAUAAUAACCCAUCAUUUUCCAGUAAUCCACAGUGUUACACUGGACAGUUGGAAACUAUUUUAAGAUGCUCUCCUGGAAUUCCUUGUAAUGGGUCUAAACUGUAUCUCCAUAAUAACAUCACAAGAAUAGUCAAUGGACGUGAGAUAGUAUCUGGUAUACCAAUUUACUGUAUUGAUGGAGCAUUCUAUGCUUCUCUCCGUAAUGAUGGAUCUCAAACCCCAGCAGUUUUAAAUUUAUUUUGCCAAUCAAUGGGAUUUGACAACAAUGGUGUUAUUCUUUCUCAUGAUUCUUCAGUGUAUGGCACUGCUCCAGUAGGUACAGCCUAUUAUUCAUCUUUCUCUUGUCCUCUUACUGCUAAUACUGUUGAUGAUUGUGAUGCUUUAUCAUCAACCAACCAACAGUGUUUAGCUGGUACAAUGGACCUAGUAUUGCAAUGCUCCAGAGCUGCUUCCACUGUUACUCCUUCAGUAACUAGCAGACCAACUCCUUCUGGCUCUGCUUCAGUUCUUGCUAAUGGAGUUACUGUUAGUGUAUUGGUAGCUCUGAUACUGGCUGUACUGCUGCUGGCAUAAUGUCUUUAAAAUGACAGUAUAAUUGACUAAACUGUAGCUAGCUAUAUAGAUGGUAUACUUAAUAUCCUUUCAUUAUUGUAGUGUAGUUAUUAGUUUUUUGUACAGUAGUUCUUAUUUUCUUUUCAUGAUUAUACAUUUAUGCUGUCAUGUU